AGUAACAGGAAAGACAUAAAAAUAAUAGCAAGUGAUGGUUAUAGUCGUACAGCUGCUGGGAAGAAGGAUCUGCUAUAAAACUCCUAUGUGCACCUGGGAUGCAGCAGUCAGUCACUGAAGGAGUCUGUCACUAUUUUAUUUUUUUCAGGAUAAUAGCUCUAAGCUUAUGGUAUUCAAAAGAUUUGUCAAAUAUACUGAUGUUGAUGCUUUAAAAACAACUGUGACUUCUGGAAUAUCUGAGAUUUCAUAACAUAGUAUUUGCCCAAUAUCCACACAUCAGUUGUCUGAGGAUUUUUUUCUGAAUCCUGUAAGCCACAUUUAUAAAAAAAAAAAAGAAUUUACAGAAACAAACCCCUAAAAUAUUCCACUCUUUGUUUCAGGAAUCUAGAGUUUUACUUCUGGAACUGAAUCACUGAAAUUGAUCAACUCCAAAGCAGCAGCAGUAGCAGCAGACAGUUUUAAUGAACUGCUGAGAGUUCAACAGAGAGCCUGUGCAUGUCGAGGGGUUUUUGCUUGUUUUUGUCUUUUCCCUGCGUCUAUUUGAACACAGACGGUGGUCGCAGGGCAGAUGAGAGCCGUUCAAAGCUGACUCAUAUCAAAGGCCCUCUGGCUCUUUGUGAUGCUGUGUUUGCAACAGGUGACAUUUUGGGCUGGAAACCGUUUAUGACUUUGAGCGCCCGCCCUGAGCCGAACCUCUCCUGCGCCAACAGGGAGCAGGAGAGCAGGGAUUAUAGAGCCGGUGGGAGGGAGGCUGCAGAGGGAAACUCACUUUUCCCUCUGCAGAUCGCAGCGACGCGGUGAAGCAUGUGAGGCGCUCCCUCUAAAAACCACAGGCAAAUGUUUCAAAGGAUUAACAACGAUUUCGGUGUGAAAUGAUUUCUUUCCGGCUGAAUUGACAGCAAAAAGGGCGAAUGGGGGAUCCUCUGACAGACUCCAGCCCCCUCAUCAGCGCAGCCUCCUGCGGGAAGCUUCGUCUGGUCCGCCUCCUCGUGGAAGGCGGGGCUCAGGUGAACGGGAGCAACCAGAGAGGAGAGACGCCCCUACUGGCUGCCUGCAAGGCCCUGGGAGGAGAGCCAGCCUGGAAGGAGAGUGUGAAACUCCUGAGAUUCCUGCUGCAGAAUAAGGCAGAUCCCAACGCACAGGACCAGGAGGGUCGCACUGCUCUGAUGUACGCCUGCAUGCAGAGAGCGGGCGCUCCGGUGGCGUCCGCCUUGGUGGCUGCAGGAGCUGACCCGUGCAUAGAGGACAGCUCUGGAGCCUCAGCUUUGGUCUACGCCAUCAACGCACAACACCAACCCACAGUGCAGGUGCUAAUAGACGCUUGCCGGGCCAAAGGUCGUGACAUCAUCAUCAUUGCUACGGAGACGGGCACGAACAGAGGCCCAGUGACCAGGAGGUACCUGAACGUUCCCCCGUCUCCGGACUCCUCCCCCGUGUCCUGCAUGUCCCCGUCCGACAUCAUCCUGAAGACGGGUUCGCCAAGCUCACCUGAGGGGGGAAACAUCUUUAACUUCAGAGGAACAACAGGCAAACACGGAAGCGGCAGCAGACGCUCGUCGUUCGAGCUGAGUCAGUCGAGUCCGUGCAGCGGUCCGGCUUCCAGACAGAGGGUGUCGUCUGAGCCGUGGUUGGCCAUCAACAACCUGGACUCCCUGCAGAGGGCUUACGAACAGGGAAUGAGGGAGAGGAGCCUCGAGGAGGAAGGAGAGGUGCAGGGAGAACGUGGAGACGAGGACGUAGAUGAGGAGAUGGAGAACGACGUGGCGCGCAGACCGGAUGCUGGGUUUACCGGGGACGUUCGUAAAUGCUGGAGCAAGGACUCGGUUACAACCAAGUCAGACGGCGGUGUCCCCAAGAGGAUUCCGUCACCAGGAGGGUCAGACACGAAGCUUUCAGCCUGCUCAUCCCCUCGCUUUUAUCUCCGCAGGAACACCCUCCCCUCUGUCACUGCGAUCAAUCCUCCACUUCACCUCCCGCCCUUAACGAAGCAACCGGACUCUCACCUGCAGGUGCCAGCUAACGUUUUACCUGCAGGAAUCAGACGCGUGUCCUGGUUUCAGCCGCGCCCGCCCUGCUCCUCCUCUCCCCCGACCUCAGCAUCUUCCAGAGCGGCCCUGCUCCCUCUGCUGCCCCAGGCCUCCUCUCUGUUCGCUCCUCCUGGCCUCAGUCACAGGGAGAGGAGCAGGAGGUCACCGCGUCGCCACUCGGCGCAGUUGGAACAAAAAUAAUUUGGACUUCUGAAACUGUGAAGCAUUAGAUUUGCGGUCUGGUUUUAUUUCGUUUUAUUUUAUUAAAUAAGUGUCGAGUCCAGCUACAUCCGCAGCUUCCUGCAUCAUUUUGCAUCAACCAGUCGGUUCUUGAUCUGCAUAAAUGACAGUUUCACCUUCUGUGAAGUAGAUGUAAAACUAACCGCAAAACUAUAGUUAACAUCUUUUCACUCGGUCUGUGUGUUUGAAUGUCUUUUGUUAGCCUAAUGGAAAACAAAUAUUUGAGAAGAAAAAUGUUCGGGGUUCAAAUAAGGAACACAGGAGCUUGUGUUCAUGGCAAAAGGAGUGAAGUCAUUUUAUUUCUUUUUAAUAUGUAUCUACAACAAGGGGGACACAGGCAAAAACGACCGACAAGUUGAUGGAAAUUAAAACAAAACAAUAAAAUAAAGUACAUUUAAUCAGCAUCGAUGUAGAUUUCCAACCUUUUUUUUUUUUCCAAUAAGCAACUUUUUUUUUUUUGUCUAAAGUAACUUUACAAUAUAAAGAAACAUACGAAGGAACCUCUUUUUUUAACUACACAAGACAUUUAGGAUCUGAAACUACCCUAACAUGAUAUACAAAGCAACUUCCUGCCUCAUAUUCAAUACUGCUUUGUCAUCAGGAGGAAAUAAUGAGGAACCGAACAGAAAAAAAACAAAAACAAAAAAAUCUUUACUCCCAAUUUUGCCCGAAAAGUCCUCUCUUAACCCUCCCCAUCCCUUAAUGUUACAGUAUUAUACAUCAGCACGAUAGAAAUACAGUAAUGAUCAACAUUGUGACGGCUUUGCUUACAGGACAGAAAGAGAAGUCGGACUGCAUUUUAUACAACAGUAUUAAAGUACACGGGAGAAAACGCAUGUUGAUGCACUUUCUUUACCUCAUCUUAGCAACAAAUAUGUCCAUGUGGCUUUUUUCUCUCCUUCCUUCCUCUUGCUCCCACAAACGUUUCUCUUGCCUGAUUUUAAAUAGAUUAGAAAAUCCUUCAUAGUAUAGUAAAGUAUGUACUCUGAUCUCUGGUGUGCUGGACUGAGAGCCAGUGUCCUCUGUGCCCUGCUUUGUUUUUUGUUUUUUUGUGUUGUCGAGUCAAAAGAAGCUGAGCUGCAGUGCAUCCGAGACCACGUGUCAUUUGUUUUUGCACCCGGUCUUUGAAAAUUCUGCCAAAAAUUGCACACAAAAAAAAAAAAA
Poecilia reticulata (guppy) is the source of this 3431-nucleotide messenger RNA. Its product is annotated as ankyrin repeat domain-containing protein 34B. Lineage: Eukaryota; Metazoa; Chordata; Actinopteri; Cyprinodontiformes; Poeciliidae. The record is from RefSeq and is a predicted model, not a curated record. Gene Ontology annotation, molecular function: protein binding.